Molecule: messenger RNA, 1308 nt
Organism: Thecamonas trahens ATCC 50062
Lineage: Eukaryota; Apusomonadida; Apusomonadidae
Product: ubiquitin-activating enzyme E1
Exons: 1
Coding region: 1-1287 (428 amino acids)
Biological process (GO): protein ufmylation
Cellular component (GO): cytoplasm; cytosol
Molecular function (GO): UFM1 activating enzyme activity
Source: RefSeq, a predicted model, not a curated record
AUGGCGUCUUUGCCUGCGACUGCGACUGCGCCCACGUACGAGGAGCUACAGGCUGUGGUUGUCUCGCUGCGCGAGGAGCUCGCUCGGGCGACAGCGGCUCCUUCCACGCUUGCUGCUGGAGCGAGCCGGGCAGGAACUGGGGCUGAGGUCCUCGCCAGGGCGAGGGCGCAGACCUCCAUGUCGGCCGAGGUGGUGGACUGGAACCCGUAUUCGCGGCUCAUGGCGCUGCAGCGGAUGGGCGUGGUCACCGACUACGAGCGGAUCCGGACGCUGACGGUGGCGGUGGUUGGCGUCGGCGGCGUCGGCUCGGUAGCAGCCGAGAUGCUGACCCGGUGCGGCAUCGGCAAGCUCUUGCUGUUUGACUACGACACGGUCGAGCUGGCCAACAUGAACAGGCUUUUCUUCCGGCCUGAUCAGGCCGGAAUGACCAAGACUUCUGCAGCGGCGGCGACGCUCGCGGUCAUCAACCCGGACGUAGCCAUCGACGCUCACCACUACAACAUCACCGCGCCGGACAAGUUUGACGACUUUCUAGACGCGCUGCAGAGCGGUGGACUCGCGGGCCAGGCUGUCGACCUUGUGCUCUCGUGCGUCGAUAACUUUGAGGCGCGGAUGGCCAUCAACCAGGCGUGCAAUGAGCUGGGGCAAGACUGGAUGGAGUCGGGCGUGUCGGAGAACGCCGUCUCGGGGCACAUCCAGCUCAUGAUACCCGGUCGGAGCGCGUGUUUUGCCUGUGCGCCGCCUCUGAUUGUGGCGCGCAAAGGUGAUGAGCGCGAACUGAAGCGCGAGGGGGUGUGCGCGGCCUCACUGCCCACCACCAUGGGCAUUGUCGCCGGCCUCCUUGUCCAGAACGUGCUCAAGUUCCUGCUGGGCUUUGGCCAGCCGACGUACUACCUCGGAUACAAUGCCCUCUCGGACUUUUUCCCGUCGAUGGUGCUGCGGCCGAACCCAGGGUGCGAUAACAGCGCGUGCCGCGCGCGGCAGGCCGACUGGGCGGCGCACAUCGCGGCGCACCCCGAGGACGACACCCAGCUCGGCGCGCCGCCUCCUCCUCCACCGGCUGUUGCGCCGCAAUCGACCGAGAACGCGUGGGGCAUUGUUAUUGAGUGCGAUGAGGGCGAGGAGGAGCGUUCCCAGCCCACUGCGGGCGGCGAUGCUGAGCUCGUUCCUGGCGUGCGGCCUGCGUACAAUCCGGAUGCGCCGCCAACCAACGACGCCCUCGCGCCGCGUGUCGACGCCGCGGAUCUCGACCUCGACGCGCUCCGAGCGCAGCUUGCAAACAUGUGAAAGAGAAUACAGUUUACCGAA